Messenger RNA from Ruditapes philippinarum (Manila clam), 1808 nucleotides. RefSeq lists its product as uncharacterized. NCBI's taxonomy places the organism in Eukaryota, Metazoa, Mollusca, Bivalvia, Venerida, Veneridae. The coding region runs from base 41 to 739 and encodes 232 amino acids. The transcript is spliced from 2 exons. The record is from RefSeq and is a predicted model, not a curated record.
CUCAGUUGGAGACGUACACUAAAUAGCCGAUUGGUUCAGGAUGAACAUGAAAGAGUGGUCCUUUGUUUUAUUUGUCUUCACUAUUCUUGAUUACAGAAGCGGAGCGGAAGGUCGUUUUGAGAUCAGAUCAUUACACAGCGGAACGCCUAAACCGAUCAACGCCUUUAUAACUGGACCGUCUGGUAAGAAAAACGAUGGUUUACUUGGACGAAGGGGUGGAAAAGGUGUAGAUCCAUAUGCAUAUAAAACAUGGACCAAACGCAUCAUUCCAACAAAUUCUGGAUGGGACAUACAUCCAAGUAUGUUUUAUGGUAAAGAAGAUAGCCCAUAUGAACCGUACAAUGUGCGCAGAGAUAGCCCUGUCGUAUCAAAUAAUUGGGAGAGAAAUGGCGCAGUCGGACCAAAUAAUUGGGAGAGAAAUGGCCCAGUCGGACCAAAUAAUUGGGAGAGAAAUGGCGCAGUCGGACCAAAUAAUUGGGAGAGAAAUGGCCCAGUCGGACCAAAUAAUUGGGAGAGAAAUGGCCCAGUCGGACCAAAUAAUUGGGAGAGAAAUGGCGCAGUCGGACCAAAUAAUCGGGAGAGAAAUGGUCCAGUCGGACCAAAUAAUUGGGAGAGAAAUGGCCCAGUCGGACCAAAUAAUUGGGAGAGAAAUGGCGCAGCCGGACCAAAUAAUCGGGAGAGAAAUGGCCCAGUCGGACCAAACAGCAAAAAAGAUGGUCAAUUUCGACUGUCUAUCUAACGGAAAGAGAUGGUCCACGUCGACUAUCUAACUGAAAGAGAGAUGGCUCAGUCGACCAAAUAACGGAUAAUAAAAGAUACAUAAUUAUGCUGGGAGUUGUUGUCUAAGGUUAUUCCAAUAUAUCAUAUGUCAAUAUAUCAGUCCUAAAUUGAGUUAAUUAAUAGAUAUAAAAGUAAACAAUACAUCAUUUUAUACCUAUUUUUAUGACUAUAGAAACCCAAAGAAAAAAAUGCCUAUCUGUUGACAUUAAUUCAGAUUUGUUAUCAUUGUACAUCAGUGGACGUUUCUAAUUUCAUAAUAAUAAUCAGACAUAUUUUCAUUUAUAAUUUUACAGAAAUUGACUUUAUGAAAUAAUAAGGUAUAAGUAAAUGUUAGCGUGUGUGGUCUAACUUCAAAAGUGGAGUUUGAAAAUGACCUUUAAUUAGCAAUUUUCUUUAUGUUGUUGAUGCAUUUAAAAUAGUUUUCAUUACGAUUGUUUCUUCCUCAAAUCGUUCAAAUCAUUAUUAUAAUUGAUUUAGACUGUCGAGAAAGAAAGAAAUGAUACAGUUAACGAAUGUGUGUCAGGACUGUACAUCUACUUACAGCUUCCCUGUGCACGUAAAAGUGACCAAUGCGUCGAGCUUGUUACUGAUAUACAUGUAUAUACUAAGCUGUAACUAUAACCUCCUAAAUAGAUGGGAAAAUUAUCGGAUUUCUGGAAUAUCUCUUCUGCUUAAUGCUUAUCUAAGCAUGUGUCGAGGUUGUUUUGUUUCAUAAAGAUGAUCACCCUGUGCUCGUUUGAUAUAAAACGUGGAUAUCAAUGUUUCCCCUGGACUGCAAAGGGCAUUCAACACGACAUGAUGUACUUCCAUCGACUGACAAAACACUAGAAUGUGGUGGGAAUCGGUGUCCUGUGGACACAAGUCUAUAAAAAGCAUAUCAUGUAUAACAACCAAACCCCUUGAGUCAUGAAGUUUUAUUUAAAUAUUUGUAAUCAUGUGAUUUUACGUACUGUGGUUAUUUGAGUUUUGGCCUUUGAUUUAGCAAAAAACAAGCAUUUUUAGAUUUGGCAUAUUUAACUUAAAAGUAU